This is a messenger RNA of Micropterus salmoides (largemouth bass), 3882 nucleotides long. RefSeq names its product EF-hand and coiled-coil domain containing 1 (gene efcc1). The coding region runs from base 210 to 2147 and encodes 645 amino acids. Gene Ontology annotation, molecular function: calcium ion binding. The transcript has 8 exons. The record is from RefSeq and is a predicted model, not a curated record. Lineage: Eukaryota; Metazoa; Chordata; Actinopteri; Centrarchiformes; Centrarchidae.
AGCCUAUGUGUGUGAUACUGACUCCUGGUUGGGACCCCUGCUUUUGGGUUUGGGGGGCAGUACUAAAUUCAAAUCUGCUCUUAACACACGCCUCAUUUCAGCUCCGCCAGUCUGCUAUGAGCUUGUGCUGAGAGGAUGAACACGAAACACACACAGGAAACAAAAGUAACUGUGUUAGUUUCGAGGAAAUAUGAUGUUGCUCUGCAGAAAUGAUGGAUACAGUAGACUCCAUUGAUCCAUACAGCCGACCAGCGCGCAGGACACAAUGGAUAGUCAGCACUCUGGCUUACCAUUACGGACUGGACCGGGGAGUGGAGAACGAAAUCAUAGUUUUGGCUACCGGAUUGGAUCAGUACCUACAGGAGAUUUUCCAUCAUAUGGACUAUCAAGGUGAAGGUAAAAUCCGCGUGGAGGACUUUAACAUCUUGUGCGAAGUUUUGGGACUGAACACGGACUCGGAGGACACAGAAUGCGCCGGUGUUUCAGACAAUUUACCCAUCGAGCUCUCCUUCAGACACUUCCACGCUAAACUGUGCGGAUACUUCAGCACCAAGGCGGGGUGUCAGUAUGAGAACGGCCGGCUGCUGGUCGGAAAAGACAGCGAGCAUAUAGAGACUCAGAUCCGCCUGAGAAGCCCUCUGAGGCGGCGAGAGAAGCUGCUGUCUGUGGGUGCGAGCGGCGGCUCCUGUCCCUCCUCGGAGGGACGGCACGCCUCCGGCUGCAGGCUCGGAUCCUGCACCAAAGAGUGCUAUGAGGAGAUAGUCGCGCUGGAGGAAGCGGAGGACCGAAUAGCGAAGCUGGAAGACGAGAAUGCAAGUUUACGGGAGCUGAUUGAGGACAUGCGAGCCGCGCUUCAGAGCAGUGAUGCCCGCUGUUUGGCCCUGCAGGUAGGACUAUGGAAAAGCCACUCCAGACACAAACCAGAGGAAGGCUGUUUUGUUGCCCACCAGAAACAAGCUGCCCAGAAAAGCAACAACAAAAUGAAAAGCAGCACCUACAGCAACCUGAAGAGCCUGCAGAACAUUAUCCACGAGAUAGAGAUGCUGCAGAGCUCCAGAGACCGACAGGUAGACGAAGCCAUGCUGUGUAAUCAGAGACUGGAGCAGGAACUGUGGACCUCUAAAGAGACUGUGGCCGCUCUGGAGGACUGCAACCAAGCCCUGAAAAGAGAGCAGGUGGGCAUGAGGAGGAAGGUGGAGGAGGCCAGGCAGGCGCUGUUCAGCGGCCUGGGGAAGGUGAAGGAACUAGAAGCAAAGGCUAGUCAUGUGCCGGCGCUGCAGAGACACAUCCUCCAGCUGGAAUCAGAGCUCCUCUACUACAGGUCGGAGGUGCCAAAACUACAACUCCCAAGCAGCACAAGGGCAGAGCAGCAGCUGAGCACUGGCAGCAGGCAGGGCCAGAGAUGUUGCUCGAACCCUCAACACGACCGCUGUUCUCCGACAGGGCGUGCUGUGACGACCCCAGAUAAGAUGGAGGAGCAGCUGUUUCGCUCAGUGGAAGGCCAGGCCGCCUCUGAUGAGGAAGAGGACAAGUGGACCGGAGAUCAGCAGAGGAAGGUGGAUGAGGUGAAGAGGAUCUUGACCAGGCUGUCCUGUUGUGGGGAAAGGUGUGACUACAGGGCAUUCAAGAAGCUGAUGUCUAAUUUCGGGAGCUUGAGGAACGAGGCGAGCUGCAGUGCUGUGGUGGAGCUCCUGGAGCGGGUGACCACGUUGCAUAAGCAGCUGGAGCUGAAGGAGAGCCAGGCAGAGAUAGACAUGGACCAGAUGAAGGACUCUCUGUUGCAGGAGCUGCAGCAGAAGGCAGAGGAGACUGAGCUGCUUCAGAUGGAGCUGCAGAUGCUGGAGACAGAGAGGGUCCGUCUGUCACUGGUGGAGGAGAAACUUGUGGACAUCCUACAGCUCCUCCAGCAGCUCAGAGACCUGGUUAGUCACAGUUAUCUGGUGACUGCACUCACCAGUUUGAAGAGAACGUCUCGCGGAGGUCUCUCGGUAAAAUCUUGCUCAGCACUUUGGAGUCUUGCAGCGACCCGCAACACGGGAAAGCCCACAUUCUGGAGGUGCUCAACGCGCUCUAUCAUGAACUGGCUGCCUGUGAGAUUCUGUCGACCGGUGGAUCUUUGGAGAGAACACAGAGUCAGCAGUCUCUGAACGCCCUCCUCAUCUCCUGCUAAUCAAGACUGCCUCCUGCUGGGCCAGUGAUGCUCCGACAGACACUGAAAGCUUAACAGUGGUUAAAAAACCAGCUGAUUGAUGUGGAUACUGUAUAUUGUAGCCCAUAUACCCCUCUGACCCUGAUAUCUAUAAAGGGAUAUUAGUCUAGAAUUACAUAUAAAGAAAAUUAUUGUUUAUACAUUGCCUUUUCCCUCAACAGAGUUCUGAAUGUAAAAAUGUUAAAAUAAGCUAAAUCAUAAGUAGUCUGUGAAAUGUAUCGUCCCCCGCCAGUCAACAGGUCAACAACAUCCCUGAUACAACUGAAAGAAUUUAAAAGGAAACUGCGUCUUAAUUCACAUCCUUUACUCAUCUAAGUCUGCAUUUCAAGAUCAAAUGUCCUAACAAAACUGUGUCACUGAAUACAGAGAAGUGCCGCCUGCAUUUGACCUCAUUCGGAGAACACUACUACUAUAUACUACUUUUGACCCUGUGGUUCAUUCAUUAAUAUCAGUAUGUUGGGAAAUAUCAUUGGAAACAGCAGCUGUUUUGUGUCAGCGGCAUAUGCAUCACAUGAAUUGGACAAAUGAAAAAGCCCUGCUAAAUGUAAAUAUAGACAGUCAAGCUUCAACUUGUUUCUUUUUUGGCAAAACAGAAUCAACAAGUGGGUUACUCACUUGUUCCAAAACAUGUUACACAGCCGUCAUGAGCAAUGCGGGAGUUUUUUGUGGAUGUUCAAACUUCCCAUUUAUACUUUAAGAAUAACGGGGAGUUUGAACGUCUACACGUCCAUGACCACUGAGCAAAACCCAUUUUCUGAUAGAGACCAUGUUAUAUGGUCAGACGUUCAGAGCAAGCAAGUAAGGGGACCUUGAUUUGAGCUUGUUUUGUCCACUGCUGCUUCCAAGAUCAAGAACGAACUGUCAAGCUCUUGCUGGUGGGCAUUAUGGCGGUUGUGGACUACUGGCUGUCUGGAUUCAGUGCAGUAUAUGUUCAUUCAUGAUAUGUUGAGGUUGAAUGUUGAACUCAUACUGUACCUUCUAGUAUCAUGUCAAUGGUUAACACUUGAUACAAUUUGUUUGGUGUGAUGAGGAAAUUACCGAAAUGCAUUAGUUUUGGUCUGUGUGAGCCUUGAUUGUGCAGGCUUAGCCUGGUAUUCUCCAGAACCUCUGAAGGAACACCUUCCUGGGCCACAUUCAUUUGCUAAGAUUGGUUUAACAAAAGCUUUGUCAUUUGUUUGUAUUUGAGAGGCUAGCUUGUGCUUGUCUGUUUCAUGAAGGAAGCAGACACUUCGGUAUCUUGAACCUCUAGUACAGGCUGAGUCAUGUCUGGUCACAGAGCUAAAAGUUAGAUAGACUUUAUUAUGCCCAAGGAGAAAAGUUGUUACCACGAUGUGUGCGUCUGCACAGUACAACCAGAGAUGCCCACGUAAGUUCUGUUUAUACAAACAAAAAAUGAACACCCGUCCAGGAUAAUCCAGCCUGGCACGUGCAACUAGUCUAUUACAUUAUUAGCAGCUGUCUAAUUAAACCUACGGUUACUUCCUCACAACUGUUUCACAAUAUGAUACAGCAGAUUAACUUUAAUUAAAUGCUCAUUCUGAUACACUAAAUAUCUCCAUAUUAGAUGGAUCCAUUGCAUAGUCAUUGCUGGGUUGAAAUGAGGGCCUUGGAUGCAAAACCACUCACUGAUGUUAUUGAAUCAUGUCAAUAAAGCCUUUGACUUACGCACUCUA